Molecule: messenger RNA, 381 nt
Organism: Ogataea philodendri
Lineage: Eukaryota; Fungi; Ascomycota; Pichiomycetes; Pichiales; Pichiaceae
Exons: 1
Coding region: 1-381 (126 amino acids)
Source: RefSeq, a predicted model, not a curated record
AUGUCCAUGAGCUGUUGUCUGUCCAACGACCCUUCGUCGUCGUGGUUGCCAAAAACCAUCGCGUACGGAACCUUGGAUCGCUCAAAAAUGUCACACACCUUUAAAAUCGUGGUCUCCGAGUCUGGAGAAUCGUCCCCAAACACCUGGUCACCAGUCAUCACCACCAGAUCCGGUUUCUCGAGCUCCAGCACAGUCUCCACAAAUUCUGUAGUUCUCAGAUCAGCCUCGCAAUACUCUCCCGAAGACAGUUUCGGCCACGGGUCCAAACACACUCCUUCCAGCGUGGAGAAGUGCAGGUCCGCAACCUGGAGGAUCUUGAACUUGUUCUGUUUGUUGAACGCCAGCUGCGGCUUAGAAGGAGACUUGACUGUCUUUUUGUAG